GCUCUCCCAAGAUGCCAAAAAGUAUUCUGAUAACUUGUGUUCUUAUUUGCUUUGCAAUUUAUCAUGAUGAUGCCAAGGCAGAACAGGACUGUCCGCCAGCUUCCUGUGGGGAUCUCCAUGACAUUAGGUACCCGUUUCGCUUGAAAAGUAAUGGUACUUCUGCUAACAAUUGUCUAAACUCUCCAGCUGAACUUUCAUGUGAGCAGAAUCGCACCAUUUUAAAACUUUUCGAUGGUACAUAUUAUGUCUUAGGAAUCGAUUAUGAAUUGGAGACGAUCCGGGUUGUGGAUCCUGGUCUACUAAGGGAUACUUGCCCCUUUAGGCCCAAUCACCGUUUGACAACAUAUGACUUUACCACAAGCCCUUACUACCCGGAUUAUGCAAGCGUGACUGUAGUCUUCUAUGAUUGCCGGCAGAAAGUUGAGUCCCCAGACUACAUAAAAAUAAAUAGCAGUAAUAGCUCAUCGUCGUGGUCAUCUACUACAUAUUCUUACAUUAUGCUGGGAGAUAGUGUGUCUCAUCUUCUACCGUCUUGUAAUAUCACCAGCAUGACCCUUUCCAUGUUACACGAAUCUGGUAAUGACCUUUCAUUCUCUUUCAUCCGCGAUGAGUUGAGAAAGGGCUUUCUACUUCAAUGGGGGGGUCUUGUACUGCCUUCUAUCCCACCGUCUUCUACCGUCUUGUACUGCUACAGCCGAUUCCAUCCCCUCUAUUGUUUUGGUAGAUUCUUGAAAGAAGAUUUUGUACUAAUCGCCUUCAUCACCGGAUUCAGUCUGACUGUACGAAUGGCACUUUGCAUCAAUGUUUUGGUGCUUUUCUUGUUGUACAAACUGUCUUGGAAAAAGAUCCUGAAGGAUGAUGAUAAGGACGUUGAAGAAUUCUUGGAUGCAUACAAGAAUCUUAUGCCAAGCAGGUAUUCAUAUUCAGAAAUUAAGACGGUGACGAAUUCUUUCAAAGAUAAACUUGGUCAGGGAGGUUUUGGUUCUGUUUAUAAAGGAGAGCUAUCAAAUGGUCAUCUUGUUGCAGUAAAGAUGUUGAAUGAUUCCAAAAGUAAAGGGCAAGAUUUCAUCAAUGAAGUUGCCACAAUAGGAAGAAUUCAUCAUGUCAAUGUGGUGCAACUAAUUGGAUUCUGUUCUGAGGGGUCUAAAAGAGCUCUUGUUUAUGAAUUCAUGCCUAAUGGAUCCCUCGACAAAUAUAUCUUGUGUGAUGCAGAAAAUAAUCCUACUCUAAGUUGGGAUAGAAUGCAUGAGAUAGCUCUAGGGGUGGCUCGUGCAAUUGAAUAUCUACACCAGGGAUGUGAUAUUCAAAUUCUACAUUUUGAUAUUAAGCCCCACAACAUUCUCCUUGAUGAAAACUUUAAUUCCAAAAUUUCAGACUUUGGGCUUGCAAGAUUUUACCCGAGAGAUCAGAACACUAUUUCUGUUACUGCAGCAAGAGGCACAAGGGGAUAUAUAGCUCCAGAAAUGUACUACAGAACUAUUGGUGGUGUUUCCUACAAAGCUGAUGUUUAUAGCUUCGGAAUGUUGUUAAUGGAAAUAGCAGGGAGGAGGAAAAACUUGAAUCCAGAUGUAGAACAUUCGAGCCAAAUAUACUUCCCUUCCUGGAUUUAUGAGCAACUAGAAAAGGGAAAGAGUCUUGAAAUUGAGGAUGCAUGUGAGUACGAUACUAAAAUAGCCAAGAAGAUGAUCAUGGCUGCUUUGUGGUGCAUACAACUAAUGCCUGCUGACCGCCCUUCGAUGACCAAGGUUUUAGAGAUGCUUGAAGGUGAAGAAGUCUUGCAAAUGCCUCCAAAACCGUUGGUUUGUCCCCAGCAAAUGCCAACUGAGGGUUUACCUGAUGACAGCGAUGACACAGAUUUCGAAGAGAUAUCUGCCAUGCCACAAAGUGCUACAGAAUCUACUUCCAUGGUGUAAGGGGAAUGCAAUUAAUGCCCUAUUUAUACGUGUAUGCCUCUUCUUAAGCUUCAUUUCAAUUCGAAACUUUGAAUAACAGGUCAAUAAUGAGCUUUAUCAGGAUCUAUCGAAAAUUGUUUAUUUGAUCAGUUCCUAAAGGAAUUCUAGGAAUUUCAUAUUAUACUUGUCUGGGUAAACACAUAAUUCAAAAGCUUAUUUACUUUGUGAAGUUGAUUGAUGCAUACAACGUAAAUGCGUCCACAGAACUACAUUUAAUUGGCAGAAUGUAGUAGCCAUUGUAGUGGUUCAGUAACGUGGGACUUCUUUUUCUUUCUUCCAUCACUCUCUCAACUAUGAACCCAGAACUGUGAGAUUUGCAGGUGUGAUUAAUGGAGGAGAGAUAAGCUUUUGAUGGUGUUGUGCUGGAGAUGGAAGAAAGAAGAACGUUGGGUGUUCAUAUUUGGGUGCCCAAAUCAGAUAUUGGCUUCACCGGCGUCGGCGCGUGAGUUGCUACCGGGUGCCACGGAGGCUGCGUUGAACUCGUCGGGGGUCGGUGAGUUCCAUGGUGGUGGAGGUGAGUCGCGGUGGUGACCGGAAUUAGCUGGUAGGGGAGAGGGAGAAAAGUCCGGAUCUACUUUCUCUCUCCUCAAACUAUUUGCAAACUGAAACCCAGCAACUAAAGAAAGACUUGAUUUUGAUGAUGGGUUGCUUCCUGAGCUUGAUUUUCAAAACCAAUAACCCCUUUUGACGUUGGGUUGUGAGUGUGCAAGGGAGGUGAGCUGUGUGGAGUGGGUAGAGACCGGUUAUGGAGGAGUAGGUAAGAAUGUAGACUAGGU
Molecule: messenger RNA, 2728 nt
Organism: Rosa chinensis
Lineage: Eukaryota; Viridiplantae; Streptophyta; Magnoliopsida; Rosales; Rosaceae
Product: rust resistance kinase Lr10
Exons: 4
Coding region: 12-1913 (633 amino acids)
Biological process (GO): protein phosphorylation
Molecular function (GO): ATP binding; protein kinase activity; polysaccharide binding
Source: RefSeq, a predicted model, not a curated record